GUCUGCCGGCAGGUUGUCCCACAUUUGCAGACGCGUACAUGAACUAUCUAUUUAUUACUACUGGUUUAGGUAGUAUAUGUAGACAUAUUUCAUCACUGACCAGUCAUUCGGAGAACAAUUUAUUGAAACAAAUAAAAUAAUGGAUGAUCGUAAAUAAGGAAACAGGUUUAACGUUGGUUUGCUGAUUGUUUAUUUGUGAACACACUUGGGUUUCUUCACAAUGGAAACGGAACAGAAAACACUGCAGUACUGGUGGUGUGCAGAAUUUCGAAGUGGACUUGUAGCCCUGUCAGAUUACGAAAUGCUGCUCAGCCGGCGCUUUCCGUGUCUGAAAGACGCUUUCGUGGAUGCAAGAGAAUCACUGCAAAAAAAUCCCGUCAGCAUUUACGACGGGACCAGCUUCAUUCUGUGGUUUGAGAACAGCAACGGUAUAAAGAUCAGCAAAGACGAUGCAGAGCAAUAUCUUAGAGUGAUGGAAUUAAACAGCACUCCGAAUUCGCAGGGUCACCGUAAACGUUCAUUAGAGGAUGCAGAUAUAGAGUACCCAGGGUGGGCUAAAACAAAGCAACAAAAAACCGACUGUAUGGACAGUUCCUAGCUUAGUUAAAAGCUAUUUACCGUAUAUGUUACACAAAUUUAAAUGUUAUGAUUGCUAAUUUAUGUAAUAUAUUGUUGGAUAAUUGUAUAUUUUUAUACGACAACCAAUUUUAAGGCUGUAACUGUUUUUAAAAUUGCAGUACAUGCAAUUACUUGUCUACGGGUUAACGUUCUUGUUUUGAAUGAUAGGGCUAAGCCUAAUGGUCAUUUGCAAACCAAACUGUUAGUGGUAGAAAACAGGGGCCCAUUUCACUAAAUGUCGUAAGUUUACGUCUGCUACUAGCAGUCUAGCGGUUAUACCAGCCGUGCGUUUACAUGUGUUUGGUAUCAAUUUCACGCAGGAAAUUGCAUCAAUACGGAAGCUGGAGUAUUCUAAAGACAAAAGAAAAUGAAAUAUGUGUUCUUUUAACUAUAUUUGUUGAACUACAAUAGUAACAGAAUUGUGGUUUAGUCGUAGAUUUACGUUUAAGUGCAAAAUAGGCAUACGAUGUUUUGUGAAAUUGGGCCCAGGCGGAUAAAACCUUCAUAAUAGCCGGUAAUAUUUACUGACAUAAACAUAGGCUAAUAUGUUUUCGUUUUGGAUAGUUGUACCAUCUUUAAUUUGAAUUUGCCACUGCCGCAUGACGUUUUUGUUUUAUUUAGUUUUUCGGUUGUUGUUUUUAAAGAAAAUUGAAGACGCACAUUUUGUGAUUAAUGUGUAAUAGUUGUUUAACUAUGGAAUGUUGCAAUAGAUAGACCCGUAGGAAGUAUAUUAGAAGUGGUUUGGGGGGGGGGGGGGGGCGAGAACUAAGCCUAUUUAUCUUUGGGUAACAACCUUGAACACCUAAUUCUUUCAUUAGAAUAAAAUAACAGUCUUCUAUAUUACACUUUAAGGCUAUUUGAAAAAUAUUUACUCGUUUUACCCACGUCCCCUCGGUUCCUACAGGCCUGUUAGACAUUGCAUAAAACUUAUUUAUUUAUUUUACACGAAGUACUUAGCCUUUUGGAUAACUUCAUCCAGCCGUUUGUCGCUAACGCUUGCUAGACUGGUGUUUACGCUACACGUUAAACUGAAUAGCGACUGCGGGAACCAGUCUAAAUUCUUUACAAGCGUUUAGCAAAAAACGACUGGCUGAACGUAGUCUUUGGUUCUCAAGGUACCACAAACUGUUUUCCAAUAUUAUGUGUAAAACUAGCGUUGUUUAGAACAUUUUAUACCCGCUUAUUGUUGACCAUACGAAUAAUAAACACAUGAAUUUAUACAUAAA
Messenger RNA from Gigantopelta aegis, 1844 nucleotides. RefSeq lists its product as uncharacterized. Lineage: Eukaryota; Metazoa; Mollusca; Gastropoda; Neomphalida; Peltospiridae. The record is from RefSeq and is a predicted model, not a curated record. The transcript has 2 exons. The coding region runs from base 221 to 598 and encodes 125 amino acids.